AUGUCGUCUAACAAGCCUACUUCGCCUGCUCCAAUGGACGUGGAUAAGUCACCAAAGGAAACUCCUACUGGUAACCAUGUCCAAAAGCAAAAACCUUCCGAUCCUAGAAUGCGCAAGGCCUUGGAAGCCUAUAAGAAGAUGGUGGAAGAAGUUGAGCAGCGUGAGCAAGUCUACAAUGAUGUAGCUCUCUGCGAUGAUAUUGAACCACUUGAAAAGAAGCGCAAGAUGCUAGAGCUUAAGGAAGCCCAAGACAAUUUGGAAAACUCUAAAAAGCUCUGGCGCAAGCAGCAUCCACAGCGUUUGGAGUUUUUAUCCUUGGAGGAAGCUGAACAAGAGAAAGAAAGACGCGAAGCACGUGAGAAGGCGCAACAACAUGUUGUACCAAAGGACCUACCUGUGCUACAGAUUGCUGGAGGCUACAAAUGGAACCCCCAAAAGGUUGUCCAUAACUCGGCUGCAGCAUUCGUGCGCGCAUUUGAACGAGAGCUGUCUGCUCACGGCUUGCCAAUUGAAAAGCAUUGGGAACGUUUGUUGUCGAGAGCAAUGAAUGAUCCGCAAUACCUUUGGUUGAAGGACCAAAUGGCAUCCAUGGAGCAACCAAUUACUUGGAAAGCCAUCUCAACCCAAAUUAUUACAAAGUAUGAUACGCAUGUGCAGCGUUACAAGGCCAUGAGAAGGGUGGUGCGAAUGCAACAAGGUGCUAACGAGCCGCUCAACUCAUAUGUGGUCAAGUUUCAGCAACUCAGCUUGGAAGCUGACAUGCCACCUGGCUUAUUGCUGAACAUUAUUUUCCUUUCAUCGUUGCAACCAAAGUAUGCAGAACAAGCAUUGUUGGCCAUCGUGAAUCGUUACGGCUCGGACAUGCCAGAUGAUUUAGAAGAAGUAUGUCAAAUCGUUGCUGCCAUGAAAAUGGCUGAGAUUGGUGAAAAACGUGAAGCGGAUCGUGACCAUGGCAACCUGCAAAAACGAUUCAAAUCGAAAUCCGAUGACAAGCCUAGGACCAAGCGUUGCGAUUACUGCCACAGGCAAUGGAAACCUGGCCAUCGUUGCGAUGAGUACUAUGAAAAGAAUGGCAAAAAGAGCCAUAAUCAAAAGAACAUGGUGCAGCGUGCUGCACGCUUGAAUGAUGGUGAUGAAGUAGUGGAUACUACCUUGCCAUGUAAGUUGAAGAAAUCCAAACAUGAUUACAUCGAUGAGGUAUUAACACCCAUCACAAUACAGAAACAUAAGAUCAAAGCAUUGGUGGACACAGGAGCCACAUUCACAGCUUUAGAUUUGGAUUUUGUAAACAAUGCACAAAUAAAGUAUCACAUGGUAAAUGGCACCAUCACUCUUGGCUCAAAUGGUACUACAGUGCCACGCAUUGGUCGUACAGACACUUUAGAGGUUUCUUACAAUGGUAAAACACAUUAUCAAGCUUUUGAAGUAAUGAGGUUGGCACGCAAUCAUCCUAUGGCAAUUGGUAUGGACAUGAUGGCUUUGUUGGGAAUUGGCUACGUUGGGUUAGCAACAUCUUGGACCACUCCUUCCAAGCAAGAAGAGGUGGAAAUUGAUGACGCACCUUAUAAGCCAGAUGCAGCCCCAGCUGGUGAUCAAAAAGCAAUGAAUGCUUUCAUACAAGUUAUCAAUCCUUCCUUAGAUGCCAACGCUAAAAUCCCAAAAGGGACCUUUUGCAACAUUCCUCAAUCUAUUAUUGAAUUAAACACACCUGAAGGUGUGGCCUGCUACAGGCGCCAAUAUGAAUUUCCUAUAACACGACGUGCUAUCGUUGAUGAUACAGUGAAUGAAUGGUUGAAUGAAGGCAUAAUCAAAGAAGUGCCUGCCAACAUUGAUAAUAGGUGGAAUAGCCCACUCACAUUUGCUCCUAAAAAGGACAUGUCUGGAAAGAAGGUUGGUGUACGGCUGUGCUUAGACCCACGCCACAUCAAUCAGCAUCUGCCUGAUGAUAGGCAUCCUCUUCCACUCAUUCGCUCAAUCUUUGAACAAUUGGCCGGUGCCUCGGUUUUCAGUACCUUGGACCUUAAAAGUGCCUUUCAUCGCUUUAAAAUACAUGAUAAAGACCAACACAAAACGACCUUUACUGCGGUAAACGGCAAACAAUACAUGUUCGUUGGCUGUCCUUUUGGACUUAAGCCCAUAUCUGCAAAGUUCCAACGCGUCAUGCAAAUCUUGUUUGAUGAUCUGCCCUUUGUAACCACAUUUGUGGAUGACAUCGUGGUAUACUCUACAAAUCUUAAUCAGCAUGCACAGCAUGUUUGUACUGUUUUGAAUCGGCUAACUAAUGCCCAUCUCUUGCUAAAUGCAAGUAAAUGUCAUUUUGCUCAACGAGUUGUUUAUCUUCUCGGUUUUCGGGUCUCUGCCGAAGGCAUCCAGCUUGACUCUAGGAAGGUCACUAAUGUGUUAGAAUGGCCUACACCACGUAGUGGUAAAGACGUACAACGUUUUUUGGGAAUCGUGAACUAUUUUCGGGAUCACAUCCCUAACGUGGCUCGCUUAACUUCCAGUUUGGAUAAGUUGAGGCAUGCUGGUGACCUUAGUAAGGUUUGGACUUCCCAGCAUGAUAAAGCCUUUUAUAAUAUCAAGUACGCCGUGUCUCAUGCGCCCAUGCUACGACAUGUUGACUUACGGCUUCCAUUUCACCUCGCUACCGAUGCCUCAAAUGAUGGCAUAGGAGCAGUGUUGUAUCAAAAGCAUCAUGGAAAAAACAAUAUCGUUGGCUUUAUGGCCCGAGCUUUAAGUAAAUCAGAAAGAAAUUACUCCGUGACUAAGCGGGAGUUAUUGGCAAUCAUCUUUGCCUUUAAAAAGUUCCAUAAGUUUUUAUGGGGUGCACCUUUUACACUAUACACGGACCACAAGGCCCUCAUGUAUCUACAUACACAAAAGGAUCCAAAUCCUAUGAUGAUUAAAUGGUUGGACACCUUGCUUGACUAUCAAUUUACCGUCGUUUACCUACCUGGCAUUGCCAACAUCCUUCCUGAUCACUUGUCGCGUUUGUUUUCACCUCUGGAUCAAACGCUGGAAGGGGGUAAAGCGCUAUACCAUAUCAACAAUGUAGAUAAGGCAGUCAACAAGCCGCUCUUAAUGCGAGCUGUCGACUUGCUUGACAUGUUACAACCUCCAAUCUCGGAGCGUAAAAGUAUACUUGAAAAUGCACAUUUAUUUGGACACUUUGGCGCUGAUGCCAUUGUACGUGCCAUACACAAUAAUGGUUUACAUUGGCCAUCUAUGAAAGAUCAAGCAGUUGAGCUUGUAAGCUCAUGUAAAGAAUGUCAAAAAUUCAACAUUGCUAAGAAUGGCUAUAAUCCAUUAAGACCCAUAAGAUCAUAUGUACCAGGUGACCACUGGGCCUUGGACCUAGCAGGUCCAAUGACAACCACGUCAAAAGGCAACAACUACUUGUUGGUGCUAGUGGAUGUAUGUACACGAUAUUGCAUUUUACGGGCAAUCCCCGAUAAACAAUCACACACCAUAGUCAACAACCUUAUACAAAUCUUUUGUGAUUUUGGGUUGCCACGUAUACUUCAGUCAGACAAUGGAACUGAAUUCGUGAAUGACUUGAUGAGACAAUUUAAAAGAGCAGCAGGCUUCGAUCAUCGCUUGGUUACACCGUACCAUCCAAGGGCAAAUGGUGUAGCUGAAAGAUGGGUGCAAACAUCGGUGCGAGCCAUAAAGAAACGAGUACAAGGUGUGCACAAAGACUGGGAUAUCUAUGUACCAGCGGUACAAUUGGCAUUCAAUGCCAAGAUAAGCACACGGCUCAAUACUGCACCAUUCUCUUUAAUGUUUGCCCGUAAACUUAAUGACUUCAAAGACUAUCGCGAUGAUCAAGAUCUAUCUCCCAUGCAACGUAAUGACUUGUUGCAACGCAUUGAUGACAUGUCUAAUAUCAUCUUUCCUGCUAUCAAAGAAAGGAUCGAUAAUGUCACAAGCAAACAGAAGGGCAAGUUUGAUAAAAAGCAUCAGCUCAUCGAGUUUCCUAUCAAUAGCCACGUGAUGAAGCGUGUGCUACAAAAGAAGGGCAAAUUACAUCCUGAGUAUGAUGGUCCUUAUACAGUUGUAAGGAAAACCAAAGGAGGCUCAUACGUAUUGAAGGAUGAACAAGACGAGCUAUUACCAAUUGAUGUACCGCCCUCACAAUUAAAACUCAUAUCACAUGAUGAAGUACUGCCUGCUGAUCAAGUCUAUGAGGUGGAUCAUAUCGUUGCACACAAACAACAAAAGGAUGGGCAUUAUUUAUACAAAGUACGAUGGAAGGGAUACCCACCUGAUGAGGAUACCUGGGAACCUUACCAACAUUUCACAAGUCCUAAUGUUAUUAACGCCUAUUGGGAACGUCUUGGCAUUGAACAACCAUCCAUACCCCAUGAUACCAUACCAACUACUACCAUCACAUCUUCUCGUACACGUAAAAGACGUAAUCCAACACCACACAAUACUCGUACCUCAAAAAGGCAUCGACGUUAA
This is a messenger RNA of Lichtheimia ornata, 4464 nucleotides long. RefSeq lists its product as uncharacterized. Gene Ontology annotation, biological process: DNA integration; proteolysis. The coding region runs from base 1 to 4464 and encodes 1487 amino acids. The transcript has a single exon. Gene Ontology annotation, molecular function: aspartic-type endopeptidase activity; nucleic acid binding. The record is from RefSeq and is a predicted model, not a curated record. NCBI's taxonomy places the organism in Eukaryota, Fungi, Mucoromycota, Mucoromycetes, Mucorales, Lichtheimiaceae.